CCAGGCUCGGAGCGGUCGCAUUGCCAUUCUGAGAGUUGGAUGAGUCGGAAGGUGUGGAAUUAGAAGCAGAGUUGCUGAAGUUUGACGGUGCGUAUGGCGAGGAGGAAGAGGAGUGACGGAUCGAGAGUAGUGGUGUGAGACGUUGCGGGUUGCGGCAUUGCUGCAUGCAGUGCGUUGCCCUCGACGCUCGUGUCAUAUGCGUAGCCAUGGCUGAGGCCGGAUGCAGUUACGAGCUCGUUUCAAUGGAGGCUGAAAUGCUGGGAUGCGAAGGUUGCUGAGUUGCAGGAAUAAAGCCGGAGGAAAGAUUUUCCGUCUCCGGGCUUCUUUAUUGAAGUGCCUUUUCUGGGAGCGGACAUGAUGCCUUUCAUGUCGCUUCUGGCUUUUCUUCCGGUGGCCUCAACCUUGCCAUGGACACUUCAACAGGACCCGAGAGUAUCUGAACGACCAGGUCUAGUCUGGUCAGGAUACGACUUGGACUCAGAGGCUAGGUGUGCUGGUGGCUAAAAUUCUGAGCAUGGCUGUAGGAGUGGCCGCUAGUGAGACACCUACAGUGGCCGGCAAGAAUGCGUUGGACGUCGAACCAACCUCCCUGCACAUUUACUCUGCUUGAUUGGAUCCAAAGAAGAGUACGCGGCACGACUCGUAUGAUGAAGACGUAGUCGGACAAAUGACCAUGUGACGAUGCAGUUUGCACGUAAGUUGGGUGGGCGGGGAUGCGUCGAGUAUCCGGUUGAUUUGGCAUCUUCUUGUGCUACCAGAUUGUCAUCCAAAGUGUCAUCCAAAGCGUCCGCCGCUGAACGUCCGCGGAACAAUGUCAUCGCUCAAUUUGCAUUGGCAGCGACUAACCACUGCGCCUUGUGUCAGACAGCUGGUCGAGUGCUGGAGUGCUUACUCAUACGACGACUAAGAGAAUAUCCUACAGUUGCCUACGUCUCGGAUCAACAAAUUGCUGUGCGCGACGUAGCAACGGCUUUCAGCCCGACUCCAGUGCCUUUCGACCGGCCACCAUACGCACAUGGACGGAUGUCGUAGGUGUCACAAUGCCGGCAGAUGCAGAAAUUCAAUAUUGCAAUACACUGCCAACAGCCGUUAAACCAAUGCAGCAGAGGAUCUCGAAGCUGGCUUGGAGAACGAUAGAUCCGCAAAGUUCGGGUAACUGAAGUCUCACGAUUCCACGCAUAGUUCCAGCGCGGACCCUCGCUCGAUGGGCUACCUCUACUUCGACCUAAUGCGCAUCAUCUCACAGUUAUCCGUCGGCAGGUGUUUUCCGAUCAGUGUGAACACAAAGCAGCAUAUGUUGAGGUCGGUCAUCCCACCCACUGUGACACACUGCGCUGGAUCGUGGCCUAUCCAACCAUCGCGGUAUGACAGUCAAUGACCGAGCCAAGCAACAUGAUAAGUGGCCUCGGAGCAUCGGGUGCGAAGACGGUGAGAUGCGCCCAUGCAAACCGCAUCUUCUGCUUCGUGACGCAGCCUCAUCAAUGCCCGAAACCGACCAUGUUGAGCGAGGGUUGUGCGAGCGAGGCGACAAACCCCCUGUGGACGACAAUGUUGUGCUGCGAACGAACUCCAUCUGUGGUCAGCCGAUGAACAUUUACUUGCCCAUACGAGCAGUUACCCGCUGGUGACAUUUCAGCAGGAGCAUAUAAGUCUGCAAGACCUUCAAGAGUCGUUCGGGUGGCCUCUCACGUCAAUUGACUGCAAUCUUCACAACAUCCGCCCCUCGAUCACUGCAACAGCAAUCCAUACACCAUGGCGCCCAAACCUCACUUACCUCGAUUCGGGUACCCCAAAUCGGGGGCUGUGAUGGGCUUCUUGCCCGAUGUGCAUAGAAACCACACCACUGCUUUCAUGUCCGAAUUUACAGGAACAUUCUUGUUCCUCUUUUUUGCACUUUCCAUCGUCCAGGUCGUGCACACGCCUCCCCCAACCAAUAGCCACGCUGGCCCCGAUUUGUUGGGCAUCUUCCUCAUCUCACUCGGAUUCGGAACAUCUGUGGCAAUCAAUGUCUGGCUAUUCUAUCGUGUCAGUGGCGGAAUGUUUAAUCCAGCGGUCACCCUCACACUCCUCCUGGUUGGCGCCGUGCCUACUACACGAGCUUGCGUGGUUGUCGUAGCACAGAUCCUUGGUGCCAUUGCCGCCUCUGCAGUUGUAUCGGCUCUGUUCCCCGGUUCUAUGGCCGUCAACUGCCGGCUUGGUGACGGAACAUCGAUCGCUCGCGGCCUCUUCAUCGAGAUGUUCACGACAGCCGAGCUUUCAUUCUCUGUCAUCAUGCUGGCCGCCAUCAAGCAUAAAGCUACCUUCCUGGCGCCCAUCGGCAUUGGCCUGGCCUUGUUUAUUGGGAAUAUGUGCAGCGUUUAUUAUAGCGGUGCUGGUGUCAACCCUGUCCGCGCGUUUGGUCCUGAUGUCGUCGACCACAGUUUUCCGGGCUACCAUUGGAUCUACUGGAUAGGCCCGUUCUUGGGCUCCUUUCUGGCAGCAGGCUUUUACUAUCUUCUCGAGGCAUUUGAUUGGAAGACGGCCAAUCCAGGUCAGGAUUAUGAUGACCUUGAAACGCAAAUGAUUACGCCAUCGAAGAAGACCGAUCGUCCUAAUGUCGCGCACUCAGGGCUGAGUGGUAUGGACAAGGCCUCAUCGGACAAGGAGGGUCUCAAUGCUCGACCUCAUCUCAAUGAUCAGGGCACAUCAGUCCCUGAGCAUCGGCAGCGGGAAGCUUUCUGAGCUGCACCUUUAUGCGGACGUUGUCUUCUUCGUGGGAAACUCUUCAGUGGUCUGGCACUUAACCAACCAGCCCCCCUAAUAGUGUGUCCAACUACGUCGAGUAAAGGGCGUCAACGUGAUGUAUUGAGAAUGAUCUUGUAGUGACUGCAUCGGAGUGAGAAUUUGAAGGAUUGGGAUCGGUCGGUGCACGGUGUUCGCGGGAUGAGGAUACGCUGGAAGUGUGAAGAGUCGCGAUUGUUUCAAGGAAGCCAUCAUGGAGAGCUCGUUCUAGAUCAAAGACUCUUCAGAGAUGCAGAAGCAUUGAGUAUCUGCAAGUCUCUAUGAGAAAUACGGCAAC
Molecule: messenger RNA, 3058 nt
Organism: Exophiala xenobiotica
Lineage: Eukaryota; Fungi; Ascomycota; Eurotiomycetes; Chaetothyriales; Herpotrichiellaceae
Exons: 3
Coding region: 1753-2721 (322 amino acids)
Biological process (GO): transmembrane transport
Cellular component (GO): plasma membrane
Molecular function (GO): water channel activity
Source: RefSeq, a predicted model, not a curated record